This is a messenger RNA of Dermacentor silvarum, 3390 nucleotides long. Its product is annotated as nose resistant to fluoxetine protein 6-like. The record is from RefSeq and is a predicted model, not a curated record. Gene Ontology annotation, molecular function: acyltransferase activity, transferring groups other than amino-acyl groups. Bases 339 to 2756 code for a protein of 805 amino acids. The transcript is spliced from 15 exons. NCBI's taxonomy places the organism in Eukaryota, Metazoa, Arthropoda, Arachnida, Ixodida, Ixodidae.
CUCCAUCCGCACUCCGCCCUCCCGGCCACUGGGCGCACACUCCUGACAGCCACCGGUCCGGAUCAGCUGCUGCUCUGGGCUGCUCUCACGUUCAACUCCAGAUCGGGAGGACACACGCGGUUUCUCGUCUGCCCGCGAUUUGUGCUGACGCGGACAGGCGCCUUCCGGUGAAUGAGAGCUCCCGAAAAAUCAGCAUCGCAAUAUCGAACGCCGCGAGGUCCGUCUGCAGUGAACGCAGCUCAAACGCACCAUCGUAGCAUCGUGUAGCAGCUGAACGCGUCGCCCGUCGCAGGGAUAGCAAAACCCGAUACGCUGAACGCGCCUACGCCGUGGAGAAUAUGGGCCCGAAGGUUCGCUGCUGCCUCACGGUUUUGGCAGUGUGGGCGAUGCUUCUGCUGUGUUUCUCGCUGUGGAUCCAGAAAUGCGGAGCCGACUCUUCGCUGUCGGCGGCGCCCGAAAAACUUCGGACCGAGGACACCAACGGCGAAGAGACGAUGCUGGCGGGAGGCCAUCCACGUGUGGACGAUGGCGGCAACGAGACCGAGAUUGAUGUGGGCCGACGUCUGUGGAAGGACCAGGAGGGACGGCUCAAGGCGGGCAUCGAGUCUUUCUUCAAGAUGCUGUUUCCCAGACUGGUGCGACUGGGAUCGGAGGCCGAGAUCUCGACAGAGUGCCAAGCGGCCUACUUCAAGAUGUUCGUCGCCAUUCGGCAGCUCAAGACGUGGGCUUUGCAGAUGGUGGACUCUUCUGGAAAGAUCCCGAACGGCGUGAUGUCCGGCACGGCGGCCUCUUUCGGACACUUCGACCAGUGCCUGGGAAUCACCGUGGAGGGCGACGCUUUCCGCGGGAAGUUCUGCAACCUCGAGCUCUGGCUCAGGGACUUGCCCAGGCCGAGCGCCAACGCCGCUGACAUUAUCGAGGACCGCGAGUCGGUGUUGACCUUCUUCUACGACAAUGGCUACUGGCUCCAGCUGUUUCCCGCAAGGAUGGGCGUCUGCAUACCGUCCACGUGCAGCGGGGAAGACCUCCAAAAGAUGGCCGCCAAAGCUUCGCAGGAAUUCCAGAUAACGGCGAACGUGACGUCGUGCCAAGUCAAGGAGCCAAUCAACUUUUCCCAGGAGCAGCUUCUCGUCCUUUGCAUCCUCGGCGUUCUCCUGCUCCUCGCCAUUGUCGGUACAGCACUCGACGCACUCUGCACACAAGACGUCAAGCAGACAGCAACUGUUGGCGGCCGACUCGUGGAGGCUCUGGCGAGCUUCUCCCUGGUGCGCAACACGCGGUCGCUGUUCAGCCGUUCGGAGCACGCGACCGGACCGUUGGAGGCCCUCAACGGCAUCCGCGUCAUCUCCUGCUUCUGGAUCGUGCUAGGACACAUCUACUUUCUUACCGACCUCUCCACCUACAUCCGCUUCGCUUCCCUAACCAAGCUGCAAGUUCUGUUCAAAGACUUCUUGUUCACGCUGGUCGAGAACUUCACGCUGCCUGUUGACACCUUCUUUUUCAUCACUGGAUUGCUCCUGACAUACAACCAGACGAAGAAAUCUCAGCAAAUGAAGAGCAGCGCCAGUCUCUGGAACAUGAUCUCCACGGUCUUCCACAGAUACUGGAGGAUGACGCCGGCAUUCGGACUUGCCACUGCGUUGUUCGUGCUGAUGCCGGCGUUUGGGAGUGGGCCCAUGUGGAGGGACGUGCUGGGCCUGGCCACCGAGAACUGCAGGCUCUAUUGGUGGUCCAACCUGCUCUAUUUCAGCAACUACCUGCCGUACAGCAAAAUGUGCAUGCUGCACUCGUGGUUCCUAUCGCUGAAUAUGCAAUACUUCGUCGUCGGUCUUCCUCUGGCUCUGGUGAUGUUCAGGAAGCCGAAAUUGACUCUGCUAGCUCUCAUGGCCCUAGUCAUAGCCAGCUGCCUGAUCACUGGUGCAGUGACCUACAUGAACGAACUACCUCCUGCCAUGCUCAUGAUGACUGCGCGCUGGAGCAAGGCGAAGCAGCUACUGAACAUGGUGUACUACCAGCCCUUCACGCACUUCGGGCCAUUUGCAGUUGGUCUCUGUUUCGGCUACGCUCUGCCCACGGUCAAAGUGCCUCGUUUCCGAAAGGUAACCUUGGCCGCCGGCUGGUUGAUGGCUAUCGUGCUGUGUGGCUCUGCCGUGUUCGUUGCAUACCCGUUCCGGCGGGGGGACACGGCGUUCCAUCCCCUGUUGUCGGCGGUGUACGCGGGCUGCCACCGGACGCUCUGGACUGUAGGCGUUGCCUGGGUGACGGUGCUCUGCGCUACACGGCAAGCAGGUCUGGUGGGUGAAAUGCUGUCGUCUUCUGUCAUGACCCCACUGAGCCGACUCAGCUACCUGGUGUUUCUGCUGCAUCCGGUGCCCAUCUACGUACACGUGGCCUCCGUGCGAGAGUCCUUUCAGCUGGACCACUACUACAUGUGCACGCUGUAUUUUGGCAUCUUGGUGACAUCUAUCCUAAUGGCGUACGUGGCUUACCUGACGGUUGAGGCCCCCUUCGCUGCCCUGGAGAGACUUAUGCGGUCACCGCCGAAAGCGGCCUCUAGCCGCGUGCAGACGCCUAUGACCACACUCACUAUGGAGCCGCCGCCGCAGCAGCAGCAACAGCAGCAGCAACACAAGGCGGCUGAAGGUUGGAGGUCACCACCGCGAAGUGCUCCAGCCGCCACAUCUGCAGCACUGAACGGCGGAAACUCGACACUGACGCUGGCCAUCGCUAAGACACCCGAAUCGAGCCAUCUUUGAGGCUGUUCUUCUGAGGCCUUACCCGACGUGGGAGGAUGUUACCGCUUUCUCGUUAACGAGGCUGUUGUUUAGGAGGGUCGAGGAAACGUGGUCAUCUGAAGUCAGCGAGUGUGUUCUGAAUAGGAAAAAGUUAAUGCAGUCAAAGUGAUGAGCUGGAAUGAUUUUAACACCUACUACCCUUACAUUCAAUAUGGGUAGUUGUCGCACAUCGUGAGACGCAAUGUUUCGCACUCUUGUCGAUGUUUAAAAAAAGGGACUGAUGGGGAUGAAGGCCAAAUGUAUUGGUCGGUAGGACACGCGGGCGUCAAGCGAGUGCGACAGAGUAUUUUAAUGCUAUCUCGUGAUCCUGCAUGCAGUUUUUUUUUUUUUGUGACAAAGCUCUGCCCCUGCUCUCGUUUAGCCACUGACGCCUGGGUCCUUACAAGAAAGCCAAUAAGGAUCGGGUGACAGAGUUGAUAUAAGUGAACAGCGUAAUCUAAAAACAUAACUCACACGUACAGGCAAGUAUUCAGUCCAGAAACUUCACCUUAUUGCUCAACGUAAUACAACCAGCCUUCAAGCAAUAUCAAUGCUAUUGAACGCGUGUUAGUCCCUUUCCUGUAGAAUACAGUCGCAUCAUCUGUAGAAGGACGUU